Messenger RNA from Drosophila eugracilis, 4008 nucleotides. RefSeq names its product PDZ domain-containing protein 8 (gene Pdzd8). Gene Ontology annotation, molecular function: lipid binding; protein binding. Gene Ontology annotation, cellular component: mitochondria-associated endoplasmic reticulum membrane contact site. The record is from RefSeq and is a predicted model, not a curated record. Gene Ontology annotation, biological process: mitochondrial calcium ion homeostasis. Bases 494 to 3646 code for a protein of 1050 amino acids. The transcript has 8 exons. NCBI's taxonomy places the organism in Eukaryota, Metazoa, Arthropoda, Insecta, Diptera, Drosophilidae.
GCUCCAGAUGGUCUUCAAAUCAACCCCCAGGAAGGUUAACAGCUGAUCCAGAGACAUGCGCAGUCGAUGGCCAAAGGCAAAAAAGGCGCAGCCAGUGCUGCGAAUACAUAUUGAUUUUAUGUCGCCUAUUCAGUAGUUGUAACAAUUGUGAGUUUACACAGCUCCUAGAAGCUAGGUGGAAAAACCCCAGCCACAAAUUGGCGAAAUCGGCCGAGGUAAUCCGCACUAUCAUCCCAAUGGAUGGGUCAUCGAAAUCGAAGGGAAAACAAAAACAAAUCAACGUGUUAACUGAUACUGGACGAUAUACAAAUGCGUGCACAUCCAGAACGUAAUUGAAAAGACUGACAUCAGAUUUUUGUGUCCCACGAAAGUCUUUGGAUUUUAAAGUUGAACUUGGAAUAGAAACCUUGCCAGUUCUCCUAAGGAAUCGAAGGAACAGUAUUUUGUCUUACACACAGAGAGAGAGAGAGAGAGAUUUGAACGGGCUGCCAACAUGGAGAUACCCAUUUCGAACAUCUUACUCCUGUGUCUGAUCUUUCUGCUAAUUGGCGGUGUGGUCAUGAUCCUGCUGCAAUACCUCAUCUUCAUCAAGUUCUCCAAUUUGCCGGAUGAAAGCGAAGAGCAGAAGCAGAUGAACGCCAAAUAUACCCUGCCAUUGAACAUUAAGCAAACGGCUCGGAACCUGAAGAGGCUGUCCAAUUCCGGUGUAGGAGCUGGAGCUGGAGCUGGUGCUGGUAAUGGAUGUGAAAACCAUCAGGAGAGUCUAAGGAGAGCCUCUGCUUUGGUCUCGCUUAACUUCGUUAUGCAGUUCCUCUUCCAUGAGUUCAAGAACUCCAACCGGGUGCGGAAAUGGUUCUACCGCAAGCUGUCCAUCGAACUGGACGAACUGAUUACUAAGACUACCACCGGAAAACUUCUUGACAAGCUUACGAUAAAAGAACUUGAGCUGGGUGACCAGUUCCCUGACGUCAGAUCCCUAUCGGUGCACAAUGUGGAGUUGGACAAGGACGAACAGCGCAUCGAGAACCUUGAUCUGCUGCUGGACAUAAAUUAUGUGGGCAACUUUACAACUUCCAUUGAUGCGGACAUGGUGCUGGGCAAGAAAGGAUCGAUAACGCUUAAGGUUAAGCAGCUGUCGGGAAUGGCGCGUCUGCAGUUCACGAGAAAACCCUACACGCACUGGUCAAUUAGUUUUCUGGGUGACCCGGAGCUUAUCCUGGAUAUUGAGUCAAAGUACCAGGGACGGCAGAUGCAGUCGAAUAUAACCAAUCUAAUCUCAAAUCAAAUCCGGAAGGCAGUCCGUCGGAAACACACGUUGCCCAAUUACAAGCUACGCUACAAGCCCUUCUUUCAUUGGACAGCGGAGGAGGAUGCCGGCGACUGUGAUAUCCAGCCUAAUGGCUUACUCACAGUCAAGCUGGCGGAAUUGUCACGGCUAAUGGGCUAUCCGGGAGCCAGUGAGACCUACUGCACCAUUACCCUAGCCCCAGUGCCCUUUAUCGAGGCCAAUCAGCGGGACAGCCGGAAUGUACUCAUAUCGAUGGAUGUUUUCAUUCACAAAGCGAAGAACCAGCAAAUCGGCAUCGUCUUCAAGCAGAGCGGCAGUCAGGUGGUCAGGAUUGAAUCGGUGCUACCGAAUACUCCGGCCUGUAAGUCUAACUUGCAGGCAGGAGAUGUUCUGGUGGCCAUUGAAGGCAAGCCAGUGACCACCAUUCAGCAGAUUGCCAAGGUGGUCAAGACGCUGCAGGCCACUGUUUUUAGUUUACGAAUUGAACGGAUCAUUCCUGGAAUCAUUCGCAAUGAUGCUAUCCUGGAGGACUUUGACAAAUACGAUGAUUUAGGAGACCUUCCCAAUCUGUGUCAGCCGAGAGUGGAAGCUGAUGAAACUGCAGCGGUGCCUGAUCCAGGACCCAAGCAUCUGGUCGUCAAGCCGGGCUUAAGUGGAACACCCACUAACUCACCCAAGAAAUCUAACCUUAUAGCCAAGGCUAUCAAGAAGACUAUGAGCCGCGAGAGUGGGGAUAAGGACAAGGAUCGGGAUAAGGAUAAGGAUAAAGACAAGGAUCGGGACAAGGAUAAGGACAAGGAUAAGGACAAGGACAAGGAUAAGGAUAAAGAUAAGGACAAAGACAAAGCCAAGGAUGAGGCAGAGGAGCCGGUCAACUAUUUCUACCAGCACUCCACCAUCGACUGUGCUUUUAGCCCACUUAUCCACAUGGACGACGUCUGCAGCUUCCAGUUGGACAACUCCAGUCGCUUCCUCAACGUGUGCGUCUUUGGCAAAUCCGCCGGCGAGAGUGUCCUCCUGGGUUACAACAAUGUUCAGAUCGGUCAGAUCCUAGUCGAGUGCUCGGAAACCAGUUUAAACCAGUGCCUCAAGCAGAUUAGUCUCAACCCAGCAUCACUGCAGGCUGUGAAGAUGCAUCCUCUGUCCAAUCAGUCUGGCUUCAAUCCAAACCUCUGCUUCGGCGACAUUCUGUUCGGUUUCUCUUGGUUAGGUAAUCCCAAUUUGACGGUGGGCGAUGGUCCUAUCAAGAGUGGCUCCAAGUCUCAGUCGCCGGCUAGAAACUUAUCAGCUGGCGAGCGUUUGCCACCAGAGGAUCAGUCCCACGAGGCAGCAUUCCUAAAGCAAUCCAGCUCCUUGGCGGACAGCUCCACAUCCGGGGACUCCUCGAGUGCGACAACUGCCGUGCCAAGGGCACAUGACUUUGUGAGGACCCACUUCCAUCGGGCCACGCAGUGCGACUUUUGUGGGAAGAAAAUCUGGCUUAAGGAUGCCAUGCAAUGCCAGGAGUGCUCCAUGUGCUGCCACAAGAAGUGCAUAGUCAAGUGCCAGAUGGCCACCGUUUGUGGCCCAGUCGACUGUUCCGGCUCCAUACCUGCAGCAUCGUCUACGCCUGCGAUGACCAGCCGGCCGGAGUUCACAAUUACCCAGGCUGACAACUCAGAGAUUCUUGAUGCCAACACGAGUGCGGCGCUUUUAGAUGAGGCAUCGGCCUCGUCUUCUGGCGGGGAUCAGGCCCAAAUCCAAGCGCCGUCGGCUGCUAACCUCGAUGUCCAUCGAUCCAGCAUCACCGGAAUGCUGGCUCAGGGCAUCAAGCGGCAGGCAAGCAACCUGGACAUACCCGGCAUUGUGUCCUCUCUAACUGGCAGUGGUCAGCAGAUAAACUCCAAGAGCCUACCUCCGAGUCCCCAGCACACGCCAUCGAGAAAAUCUUCGAUAGUGGAAGAGGCGGCUCCUAUUCUGCACCAGAAUCCUUUCGAGAGCGUUACCCAGCAUUUGGAGGCUCUGCCCAUGGAUUGUCCGGAACUCAGUUUCGAGCAAGUAAUUGUCAUCACCGAGCCCAUCAUUCGCCAUACCCGCAACGAGGAUCUGAUGAAUCUGGCCAAGAGUACCAGCAAACAUUUAUACGUUAGCUUUCCGCCCGACGAGCGAGUGGCCAAAAUAAACGAGUUGCUUACAAAACUAAAGGUAGCACUAGAUGCCGAAACUGAAGGAUAUACCCUAAUGAACGAUGCCGAGAAGGCAACGGAAUCGUCGCCCUGGAAAUCGGACAGAUCGGAUGAGAGGGUACAGGCCCUGAGCAUUAUAAUGCUAUACCUGUGCACGGGUCUACAGCAUGCACAGGGAGUGGGCCUGCAAUAGAUCUAAGAACUAAAGUCAAUGGUUAAAUACUUGUGUAUUCGGUGAACUCGUAAAUAAUCUUAAGUAGUAGACUGGAAAUGUGUUAGUGAACUAAUAUGGGCAUUUUUAAUUCGUGUUGUGGCAUACUUAACUAGAAGUAUUUCAAUUUUAGCCAUUUGUUUCAAAUCAAAAUACGCUUAUUUGUCAGUUUUGAAACAGAUUUGUACAUACUAAAUAUUAAUAAUUGUGGGAUUAACCCGAAACUCAAUACAAAACAUCAAUGGUAUCUAAUAGAGUUCAAACUCGUUUUGGCAAAUAAAAUUUUUUAACCAAAUGUUCAUUAAGUUCUUUCACAUUUUUUGAUGAUAUUUCAAUUAUUAUUU